Molecule: messenger RNA, 1832 nt
Organism: Pantherophis guttatus
Lineage: Eukaryota; Metazoa; Chordata; Lepidosauria; Squamata; Colubridae
Gene: LMO4
Product: LIM domain only 4
Source: RefSeq, a predicted model, not a curated record
UCGAAGAGCCGCUUUUUGGGCCAAGCCGCCGGAGCUCCCGCAGGGCUGGAAGGAGGAAGAGGUGUCGUCGGCGGAAAAGGGGCCGUGGGGGAAGAGAGAGCCCGGGCGGGCGCGCGCGCGCUCUCCGAAGUGCGGCCAACCUCUGCCAAAACUUAACCCAGCGAUUGCAGCAGCAGCAGCAGCAGCAGCAGCAGGCGGCGGCGCUCGCUUUCGGCAGCCGCGAAGAAGCUCUCGGUUGCAGCUCCCUUCGAGGGGAAGCCUCGGCGGUCGAAGGAAGGAAGAGGAGAGGAGGAGAAGAAGAAGAAGAAGGCAGGGCUGAAGCAAGCCUUUCCCCGGACAUUUGCCCCCCUUUCCCCCCUCUCACCCCUCCCAACCCCGCUGUCCCUGCUGCUAGCCGUGGGGCCGUGGGGCUUGAGGAUCUCGCCCAGCACAAGCUUUCGGGGGUGGCUUUUCCGAAGAAGCGGCGACAGAUCCCCCGUCCUUCCUCGGGCGAGAAAGCCUUUCCGUCUCCCGAGCGCUCUCCCGACGCCUCCGCCACGUUAUCCACGGCCUCUUGCACCAUAGAGGGAAAACAGACCAUGGUGAACCCAGGCAGCAGCUCGCAACCGCCCCCUGUCACCAGUGGCUCCCUCUCAUGGAAAAGAUGUGCAGGCUGCGGGGGAAAGAUUGCUGAUCGCUUCUUGCUGUAUGCCAUGGAUAGCUAUUGGCACAGUCGGUGCCUGAAGUGCUCCUGUUGCCAAGCCCAGCUGGGAGAAAUCGGUACAUCUUGUUACACGAAGAGCGGCAUGAUCCUGUGCAGAAAUGACUAUAUCAGGUUAUUUGGAAAUAGUGGCGCUUGCAGUGCUUGUGGGCAGUCAAUUCCUGCUAGUGAGCUGGUUAUGAGGGCACAAGGAAAUGUCUAUCAUCUUAAGUGCUUUACCUGUUCAACCUGCCGAAACCGCCUGGUCCCUGGAGACAGGUUUCACUACAUCAAUGGCAGUUUAUUCUGUGAACAUGAUAGACCCACAGCUCUCAUCAAUGGCCAUUUGAAUUCACUUCAGAGCAAUCCACUACUGCCAGACCAGAAGGUCUGCUAAAAGAUCAGAGUACUGCAGAAUGCGUGCCUUCAUCUCAAACUUUGUUCAUCACAGAUGGAUCCCAUGUCUCCAGUAGACAAGUCACCUUUGUAGCUAGCAUCAGUGCCAGCUCCAUGCCAUUGCACCUUCUUUACUCUUGAUUGCCCUUCUCACAUUUAUCGGUGUAUUAAAAUGACUGAAAAUGAACAUUAAGAACUCCAUGAAUCUGGGCUAAUGGGAGACUGUAGAGAAAAAUGGAGGGAAAAAAAAAAAAGAUCCACCGGAGGAGAGAACAACUUUGGGUGGGCAGGGUGGGGACAAAUGACUAAUGAAGCUAAUCCAGAUAAGCUUUCAAGUCUGCUUUCUACCCUCAUUAACAAUUAGCAGGGCACUGGUGAGAAUUUGUACCCUGUGUUUUACCUUAACAGCAUUCUCUUUGCUCUUUGUAUAAUUUACGUGUUGUAGGAAAUGUUCAAAACUCAAACCUGAGCUAAUGGAAAGAUGGGGCUCUUGUGAUAAUCUAUCACAAAUACUUUUAUUGUAUCUCUGUAAAAUACAAAUGUAUGUAUGCAUGUAAGUGUGUUUUGUCCUAAUGUUGCUACUUCCCAUGACACAGAAAGAAAAAGGAAAAAAAAAAUCAAGCUCAUAGCAACAACUGUAGAAUUUUCAUCUACUCCUAAUUUGCUGAAUGAAGAAGAAAAAUCUUUUAUUUGUGAUAUUUUCAGAGACAUUUGCUCUAGUAUGGUGUAUUUAAAUAAUAAAAAACUUAAAAUGAAA